Molecule: messenger RNA, 2267 nt
Organism: Hypoxylon trugodes
Lineage: Eukaryota; Fungi; Ascomycota; Sordariomycetes; Xylariales; Hypoxylaceae
Product: Dfp1/Him1, central region-domain-containing protein
Exons: 3
Coding region: 108-2153 (681 amino acids)
Biological process (GO): positive regulation of nuclear cell cycle DNA replication; regulation of cell cycle phase transition
Cellular component (GO): Dbf4-dependent protein kinase complex; nucleus
Molecular function (GO): nucleic acid binding; zinc ion binding; protein serine/threonine kinase activator activity
Source: RefSeq, a predicted model, not a curated record
GGCAUCCCCAAACAACAAUUACAUUUGUUGAUGAACAUACACAUUUGACCAUUAAUACCUCUCUUCCCCCCUCUCAUCCAUUCAACAUAUGGUAGUUCGGCAUUUAUAUGGCAGCCAUAUCCUUAUCACCGACUCCUGUUCCUCUUUCCAAUAUGUCUGGUCGACGAAUUCCUCUAUCAUCAAACCAAAAUGUGGCCAAUUCUCCCAUGCGAAGCUCUGCCCUUGCCAAGCACAAACGCCCUUCAGCUCAGGUGCAACGAGAGGAGCAAUAUGGCCAACCGCCCCCAGCCAAGAGGCAGGUCAUUGAGAGUGGUAGUCAACGCCUAUUGAAAUCUCCCUCGCAUCAGCAACGCAGUUCUAGGAGCCAGAUUCCUAUCCAGACACGCCGUAAUGCAAACAGUUACGAGAACAAGUUGGCGAGAGAAAGAUCGGGUCAGCAUCACCAUCACCAGCAACCUGUAUCUGCCACUCCCGAGUACACCGAGAAGGACAUGCAAGAGAUUCUGAAUUGGCAAAAGCAUCACCGAAACAGGUUCCCCAAGCUACUGUUUUAUUUUGACAAGGUCCCCAAUGACGCCCACAAGAAAUUGACUAAGCAAAUCGCCGCUCUGGGUGGUCACGAAGCGGCCUUUUUCUCUAUCGAUAUUACACACAUCAUAACCACCCGUCCAAUCCCCCUUCCUCUGGACCACCGAGAUGAGGAAAGCAAUGCCGCCGAGAAGCAUGCCGAGGCCAUGCAUGAAGAGGAACGGGGGCAUGAUCAUGAAGAGGUGAAGACCAUUAAUCCAUCGCUACUAACUCGGCUAUCCGAGGCUUCUACAAAACGAAGGGUCCUUGAUGGAGAUAUUCGAUCCCGAAAAACGUCGUAUACUCAAGUUGAGUCCCUAAACCAGCCGAAGCGCAACACAGACGUCCUCAAUCGUGCAAGAGAAAUGGGGAAGAAGAUCUGGUCGCUAGACAAGUUGCAGCGUAUGGUAACUCUACUUCUGGAGACAGAUCCUUACGUCAGUGCUGAGAUGGCGCGUGGAGCGUGGAAAUCGAGAGAGGUCGAACCUCGAACCACGGAGGAUCGUAAUCUCCUACAUCUUCUGCAUAACGAACGAGUCAACGGACCGUCCGAUCGAGAUCCCACCGUCAACGAGAAGGAGUUGCAUUAUUUUAAGGGCCCGUACAUAUAUGUAUACGAUAUGGAAGAGAAGCAGAAGCCGAUUAUGGUCAGAGAAUAUAAAAAGGUGGCCGAGAAAGGAAAGGGCGACUGGCCACAGUUCCGUACUGCUGCACUGGGCCGCUGCCCUUUCGUUGAGGAAUAUGAUCUGAGAGAAUCUCGGCCUCCACCUAGACCAAGGACUCAGACGAGGGCUGCCGGCGAGGCUAAACCCAUUCUCCAGCCUCCGAAGAUGGAGCCGCCGAGACCUGUAACAGGAAAGCGAUCAUUGGGUGAAAUGGAACGAGGUCACUCUCGUGGUUCUAGUGUUGCCUCGAUUGAACUGUCCAACCCGCCCAAAUUACCUCUUGGGCAAAUUACGGAAGGUCGCGUCAAUGCAUUCACGGGUCGUCCGGCUGGCCGUCUCUUUGGCGGAGAACCCGUUGCGUCCGGCGUACAGCCAUCGAAUGUAACCUCGGCGAUUCGAUCACAGAUGGUUUCUUCAACUGCCACGACUCCGGGUCUCAUUACUGGUUUGAGCAAGGAAGUUCAUGGUCUCCAACGUCAGGUCUUGAAGCGCAAUAGCACUGCCACCUCCCAGGACAUGAGCUCUCGUCGUAAUGCUGAAAUAGGCGCCCGAGAUGAGAUGCCGGCAAAGAGUUCUUUUGCAAUGCUUAGAACCUCAAGCCGCAAGCUAAACUUUGGUGAUGAGAGUACGGCUGAGAAGGCCAAGCUCGCACCACGAGCCGAGAAGCGAGAGGCGGCUCCACCGAAGAAAACUGAACUUAAACCUGGCUAUUGUGAAAACUGUGCCGAGAAAUAUGCUGACUUUGAUGAGCAUAUCGUCUCCAAGAAGCAUCGCAAAUUUGCUGAUGAUGAUGAGAACUGGGUCGAUCUGGAUGAUCUACUCUCUCAGCUCGAGCGCAAAGUCAAGCACAAGUAUGCCGCCUGGCCCUCAUCCCCUUCGGAAUGGCUACCACCUUCCGAAGAGCAGGAAAAGAUCUUCUAAUUCCUUACGGUACCAAUCGACUUUCGCAACGGAUUUAUAUCCGUCUUCCAUCCCCCACUCGUCCACACGCCACCAAGAACACAGCUUCUUUCAACCGUCCAUAUUUCUAAUUUC